This is a messenger RNA of Pleuronectes platessa (European plaice), 3833 nucleotides long. Its product is annotated as protein phosphatase 1D. Gene Ontology annotation, biological process: protein dephosphorylation. Gene Ontology annotation, molecular function: cation binding; mitogen-activated protein kinase binding; protein serine/threonine phosphatase activity. Gene Ontology annotation, cellular component: nucleus; cytosol. Bases 1 to 1392 code for a protein of 463 amino acids. The transcript is spliced from 7 exons. The record is from RefSeq and is a predicted model, not a curated record. NCBI's taxonomy places the organism in Eukaryota, Metazoa, Chordata, Actinopteri, Pleuronectiformes, Pleuronectidae.
AUGGACGACUCGAUAAUAUUCCGUAUGAGCGCGUUCUCCGAGCAGGGAGGGAGGAAAUACAUGGAGGAUGUUGUCGAGAUCAAAAUCGAGUACGAGCCGACGGCGGCGGCAGCGGAGGAUCCUCCGAAGCCGCAGCGGCAGCAUGAUGGAGGACAGCCGGGGGGAGCGGAGGGCGAAGCCGCCGGACACACGGACACCGAAGCGCGGGAUGAACGUGACGUCGCCGCCGAAUCUGGUCCCGCUUCUGCGAUGUGGGUGGAGAGUGUGCCGAGCGAGGACAGCGGCGAUAACAACAGCGGCGGCGGCGAAGCACCGGAGCCGGCCGGGAAAGAUGCGGAGCGCGUCGUGGACACGCGCAGGUCCUUGGCGUUCUUCGCCGUGUUCGACGGCCACGGGGGCCGGGAAGCCGCGCACUUCGCCCGGGACAAUCUGUGGGAGCUGCUGAAGAGGCAGCGCGGCUUCUGGUCGAAGGAUCACGGCGAGGUGUGCGCCGCCCUCCGCAAAGGCUUCAUCGCCUGUCACCACGCCAUGUGGAAGGAGCUGCCGGAGUGGCCGAAGACCAUCACUGGUCUGCCCAGCACAUCGGGCACCACAGCCAGCGUGAUCGUGAUCCGUGGGGUUCACAUGUACGUGGCUCAUGUCGGGGACUCAGCAGUCGUGGUUGGAGUGAAAGAGAACGAGUCCGACAUCACGCUCCAGGCACUUGAAGUAACACAAGACCACAAACCUGAACUCCCGAAGGAAAAGGAGAGGAUUGAACGACUGGGUGGCAGUGUCAUGAAGAAAUCUGGCGUGAACCGUGUGGUGUGGAAGAGGCCUAGACUGACCCAUAACGGCCCUGUGAGGAGGAGCACAGUCAUCGACCAGAUCCCCUUCCUGGCUGUGGCCCGAUCCCUAGGUGAUCUCUGGAGCUAUGAUUUCUACAGUGGGGAGUUUGUGGUGUCACCAGAGCCUGAUACCACCGUAAUGACCCUUGACCCCAAACUGCAUCGCUACAUCAUCCUUGGCAGUGAUGGGCUAUGGAAUAUGAUGCCACCCAAAAAUGCUGUGAAUAUGUGUUAUAGCCAUGACAAAAUGGUGGGUCCAAAGGGGAUGUCUUGUGCCCGCCGGCUUGGAUGCACAGCCCUGCUGUUCUGGAAAGAGCGCAUGCUCCGUGCAGACAACACGACGGUUAUCGUCCUGGCCCUGCAGGAGCCCGGCGGACCGCCUGUCCCUAUGCAUCGAGAUGAGAUCGUUAUUGACAUGGCCACUGGAAUGGACCAGGUUCCAUUCCCGGGAACUCCUUAUAACACAUGUGAGGUCCCAAAGGCGGAGCAUGAGGAUGACAUGUUUUUUGAAGAAGAUGAGAUAUAUGGAGAAGAACAUGAGGAUUGGACAUGCCUGGAGUGGUAGUGAGAGUGAAGCAGGGGCCACUCCCUCCCGUUUCAGAGCGAGUUGCACAGCUCUGGAGCAGGCACUGGGGCUGCACGAAGCCGCCUCCAGUGCCACCGCGCAGCUCUUACCUGACAAUGACUCUGUCGGGGCCACACUGUCCUCGUCGCACGCCUCGGAGAAGGUUUACGAAAAGCAAGACCCGACGACCCCAAUGGACUGCGGCGCCUCUGCUCCGCCACCGAAAAGGUCUCGCCGUUCGCCGCACACUCCCCCCGAACUUGACGGCCGGUCGCCCGACAACGUUUUGCCCCCGAAUACGCCUUGUAGCAAAGCACCAAGUGAACAAUCCCGUGGAACACACGCUCAGAAAGGAGAGGGAAGCUCCUCGGAGGAACUCGCUCCCCUGUCACAGCACCACAAUGCUGCCUUGUGUGUGUGCUGAAUCUUCUCCUUUUCUCCCCCCCACCCCCCCACGAGACUAGAAAGAUAAACGGCAUCAUGUCAACUUUGCUUACGUACCAGUUAUCCUGCAGGCCUGUUCUUAGAUGUAUACUUUUAUACAAAAGUCUUUUUUUUUGUUUGUAAAUAUUUGAGAAAUUUGAAAUUGUUCAUGUGUUGAUGUUAUUCCUCUUUCCCUCUUCUUCCAGCCCCCCCCUCUAAAAAAUGUAAGUGUUCGGUACUUUAAAACUUGAAAUUUUAGAUUUGUUCAAUCGACACAAUCUAUUUUCAUACUUAUAAGUAUGUACAGUAUAUCCAGAAUAUGUAUUUUGAAGAAGACGGAUCACUACAAUCUGACGUAACUUCAGCUGGUUCACCUGAAUUGUGACGCAUGCGUUCUUCCAGUCAAGAUUUGUAUGAUUACUACAAAUUAAGCGUUUUGUAUUGUUUGACUCGUUGGCUGCUGUAACAUGUCACUCUUUAUAGGGUUAAUACCUCAGACCAGUGUUUUGUCUUUUGGAACUUUGCUGCAUCUACUGUUAAUGGAUGGAUUUCACCUUCUGUUGUUCCGUAGGUAAAAGUGUAGGCGGCAAAGUAAUGGAACCGAAUUGACAAAAAAUGGUCUUAGGAAAAUUAUGCGGGUAUUGAUUUUAUUUGUAAUUUUUUAAACCUUAUUUUUUUUAUUUAAUUUUUUAUCAGUGACUUAUUAUGCACUGCUAUGAUCUUAACUGUUACUCUGCUAUUGGUGAAUCUUAUGGAUAGCGUGUGAGGAGAGGUCGAAGGGUCAGUUCACCUAAAAAACUGAAAAAACGAUAUAUAUCAUGUCUCGAUUAAAGAGCUACACUCUUCAGAGGACGUGGCUCACAAAGGAAUGGGUCCUCGGGGGCUGGGCUAACUUUUGGGCCAACUCGUUCCAGCAACAGAGCUGAAGUUUGACACAGAGAGUUUAAAUGCCCCCAUGUGAUGCAAUCGAUUCAAUGCCGCCUCUGCAGCUCGGAAUUGAAUCACAGCUAUUCUCUCACUGGCAAAAGUGGCAAGAUUUGAGUGAACUGACCCUGACAUUUUACUUCUGUCACUUCUUGGCUGGAUAGUCAUAUUGUUCCAUUCCAAGCACAUCCACCAUUUAUCAUCCUCAUCAUUGGGCCUGCCUAGAAGUAAACUUGUUUUAAACAGGCAGAAAUAUUUGCUGUAUUGCUCUAUGUACUGUAAAAUCCAGGAUUUCAACAUGACCUGUGCCACAGUGGAAGGUGACUGAUGUUAUUUAUAAAGUAUCAGGCUCAUUUAAGGCGAUUUUAAAAUGUCUUCCACUUUGUUCUUAUAUGGUUUGCAUCUCUAACUUGUGUUUUGGUAUUCUCAUUUAAUACAAAAAGUGCCCGAUUCCUGUUUUCAAGUAAAUUUCAAAAAUGGUCAAAGGUCUAACACGUGUUCAUAUGGCAGCUCAACUACUCUGCUAGCUGAUGUGUUUGCCUUAUUUUUACAAAAGUUUCAUUGUUGCCUUAGCACAAAUUAGUUAGAGGUUCUUUCAUGUGAAUUUUACACAACCCCCCCACCCCCCCAAAAAACGAGAGCGAAUCUCUCAGAUACGUCGAUGUGCUUGCAACCUCGGCGCCGGCCUCGACCUUCAUCUCUUCACCACUGUCAUCUUCACCAUUCGCACUGCAGCAUACUGAACCCGCUCCACGCGGUUAAUGUUUUCCAGUUGUACUGCAGAGCAGUUUGUCAAUGUUUGUACAGUGUGUCCAUAUGCAAUAGAAGUCUGUACAGUACACUAUUAUGCAAAGUGAUUGGUCGUCAGGAGUCUGGCAUGCUCGGAACUGCUCUGUAUAUUGUGAAAAUGUUCAGGGGUGAUGGAUGUUCAUGAGCAUGUGGUGUGUUUUGACCAUUACAAUACCUGGGUGUGGCUUCCGUUCGGCUGGAGCCAGUUGUCUGGUCAAAUAUAUAUAUAUAUAAUACAUACAGUUCUUUACAUGCUUUGACCAGAUAUACAUUUUGUGUGUAAUAAUAAAGUUCUCAUUUUCCAA